Messenger RNA from Fusarium subglutinans, 2577 nucleotides. Its product is annotated as multiple RNA-binding domain protein. Bases 1 to 2577 code for a protein of 858 amino acids. NCBI's taxonomy places the organism in Eukaryota, Fungi, Ascomycota, Sordariomycetes, Hypocreales, Nectriaceae. Gene Ontology annotation, molecular function: RNA binding. The transcript has 3 exons. The record is from RefSeq and is a predicted model, not a curated record.
AUGGCCUCAUCGAGGAUAUUCAUCAAGGGUUUGCCACCCAGUAUCUCGGAGGCUGACUUUCGGAAGCACUUCUCCGCCCAAGGUCGCGAGAUUACCGAUGUCAAGCUGAUUCCCCAGCGACGCAUUGGCUAUGUGGGCUACAAGACACCCGAAGAUGCCUCAAAGGCAGUCAAGUACUUCAACAGGUCUUACAUUCGUAUGUCCAAGAUUGCCGUCGAGACUGCGCGACCCAUCUCAGACCCCGCCCUCACCAAAGGCAAAGGCCAGAGCACCUGGCAUUCCAAAGCUGCAUCAACACCAUCCACAACAAUCAAGGGCAAUGAGCAGCCCGCUGAAAAGGAGUCAGACUCGAGCUUGAGAAAGCGCAAGCGAGAUGAGCCCCAGCCGGCGGACCCGAAGCUACGCGAGUUCCUUCACGUAAUGAAGGAAGGUAGAGAGGGCGCGCUCGAUGAUGGUGUCCGUGGUGGUAUCGGCGACGGCGUCGCUGCUGUUGCUGCCACAGCUGUUCCUGAAGAGGAGAGCGAUGAUGAGUACGAGCAGAUCCCGACUCGAAGGGAGAAGCAGCGCAGGAUUGAAGCACCAGAAAAGCCGCUGGUCUCUCAAUCUUUGCCUUCGCAGCUGAAAGAAGCAAGCGUGGUCUCUGAUCUGCAGGCGGAAACUCGUGCAGGCGACGAACCUGUGGAGCCUCAAGAAGCAACCGCAAAGUCAAGUCUGGAUAAGCCGGAGGUAGUCGCAGAGGAUGACGAUUGGCUUCGUUCACGAACAAACAGACUGCUGGACCUUGUUGAUCCCGAUGACUUGGAACGAACUCCUGCGCAAGGGGCACCAACAAGUGAGACCGAUCAUGCAGAGGGAGGCGAAGCUAUGGAACUCAUUUCUGUUGACCCUCCAGCUACAGCUGCCGCGGCGAUGAAUGAGACCACGAUGGAGGCAUCGGGGGGUGAACCGGCAAGGGACGACUCACUUGAGGCGAUCCGCCGAACAUCAAGACUUUUUGUCCGAAACCUGGCUUACAGCGCCACCCAGGAGGAUCUCCGGGAGACAUUCGAGCGGUUCGGAACCAUUGAAGAGGUUCAUCUACCGGUCAGCAAUUCAGGUACCAGCAAGGGGUUCGCCCUGGUGUUGUUUACUGAAUCGUCGGGAGCUGUUGAAGCAUUCCAAGCCAUGGACGGGGCGACGUUUCAGGGGCGUAUUCUUCACAUCAUUCCUGCGAGUGCAAAGAGAGACACGGGUCUGGAUGAGUUUGCAAUUUCCAAACUGCCCCUCAAGAAACAAAACAUGAUUCGGAAGAAACAAGAGGCAGCAGCUACUACGUUUAACUGGAAUGCGCUGUAUAUGAGCCAGGACGCCGUCAACGCGUCGGUCGCCGACCGUCUUGGUGUUUCAAAAUCAGAACUUCUUGACCCUACCUCGGCCGAUGCUGCCAUCAAGCAGGCCAUCGCUGAGACGAGCGUCAUUCAAGAGACCAAAGCAUACUUUACCGCUAAUGGAGUGGACCUCGAAGCUUUCAAGUCCAAGAAGCGGGGUGAUACGGCCAUCUUGGUGAAAAACUUUCCCUACGGGACGACGAUCGACGAGCUCCGUAAACUCUUCGAGGAGUCUGGGCCCGUGCUGAGAGUUCUGAUGCCCCCGAGCGGGACAAUCGCCAUUGUCCAAUUCUCGCAACCCAAUUACGCCAAAUCCGCUUUUGGGAAGCUGGCAUAUCGCCGGAUUGGAGAUAGUGUGCUCUUUUUGGAAAAAGCGCCAAGUGACAUCUUCAGAGGCGGCGACCAACUGGACCAAGCCGUGGCACUAAAAGAUCGUCCGGCUCCGACGGUCCAAAAUCUUAGUGUGGACGACUUACUGUCACGCGGUGAUAAGCCGGAGGAGGAGGAUUUGGAAACCACCUCACUGUUUGUGCGAAAUUUAAACUUUUCGACUUCCACAUCUCGGCUUGCUGAAGCUUUUCAGUCCCUCGACGGAUUCGUCUCUGCUAGAGUUAAGACUAAAAUGGACCCCAAGAAACCAGGACAGACACUUAGCAUGGGAUUCGGUUUUGUGGAGUUCCGCACAAGGAGCCAAGCCCAGGCUGCACUCAAAGUCAUGGAUGGUCAUGUACUUGACGAUCAUGCCCUGGCUGUGAAGGCAUCACACAAGGGCCAUGACGCAGCCGAGGAGAGACGCAGGGAAGACAAGGCUAAGAAGGCUGCAGGGCAGCGCACCAAGAUCAUCAUCAAGAACUUGCCUUUCCAGGCGACCAAGAAGGACAUCAGGUCACUGUUUGGAACCUAUGGCCAGCUUCGAUCGGUACGCCUACCCAAGAAGGCUGACUAUACCCCUCGGGGUUUUGCUUUUGCCGACUUUGUCACUCCCCGCGAAGCCGAGAACGCACUAAAUGCGUUGAGGGACACCCACUUGCUUGGUCGUAAGCUUGUCUUGGACUUUGCGGAGGCAGAGGCAGUCGAUGCUGAGGAGGAGAUCGCGAAGAUGCAGAAGAAGGUUGGAGGGCAGGUUAACAAGGUGGCCCUUCAGCAAUUGACUGGAAAGGGGAGGAGCAGGGUCAAUAUUGGCAAUGAAACUGAUGAGAUGGAUAUGUGA